This is a messenger RNA of Xenopus laevis (African clawed frog), 718 nucleotides long. RefSeq names its product neurotrophin receptor-interacting factor 1-like. The coding region runs from base 116 to 691 and encodes 191 amino acids. The record is from RefSeq and is a predicted model, not a curated record. NCBI's taxonomy places the organism in Eukaryota, Metazoa, Chordata, Amphibia, Anura, Pipidae. The transcript has a single exon.
GACAGGGGAGGGUGCACACAGUAUAUCAGUUUUGCCGCACGAUAUCUGCACUGGAUGCUGUUCUAGAAAUUCUACCAAAGGUCCUACCAAAGAAGAAGAAGAAGAAGAAGACAAGAUGGAGGGAAAGGCCCAUGAAGGCAACGCAGGUUGCAGCUUUCCCAUGCAGAAGAUGGCAGAGGCUGAGGAUGUCGAGGCCUACUUUUCUGCCUUUGAACAUACAGCCAUGAUAGAAGAACGGCCAAAGGAGCAGUGGGCAGCUUUGCUUUUACCCCUACUAACUGGAGAAGCACUUGCAGCCUACAAAGAUCUACAGGCUGAUGCUAAACAGGAUUAUGAGAAGCUGAAGACUGAGAUCCUCAACUGUUUAGGAAUCAAAUCCUCAGUAAAUGAUGAAUGUACAAUGGAUGAUUGGUCCUACCAAUGGGAGAAGCCCCCUCACUCACAGAUCUACAGUCUCAUUCAUCUGACUAGAAAGUGGCUCAAACCAGAUUCCUCGUCUGUGUCUCAAGUUGUGGACCGUCUAGUUCUACAUCAGUUCCAGAAGGCCCUGCCUACCACUGUCAAAAGCUCCAUCCACCAAAUAGAUCCCAAAAACGUUAAAGAGCUUAUUGCUUUGUUGGAAAAAGAACCUCUCAGAUAUAAUGUAGCACUCAAGGCUGAUAAACCCAAUAUACCAGGUAAGCCAUUCUGAGAUUCUAGCUAUCUGUAUAACAGAACA